Aethina tumida (small hive beetle) is the source of this 1139-nucleotide messenger RNA. RefSeq lists its product as uncharacterized. Bases 45 to 1082 code for a protein of 345 amino acids. NCBI's taxonomy places the organism in Eukaryota, Metazoa, Arthropoda, Insecta, Coleoptera, Nitidulidae. The transcript has 6 exons. The record is from RefSeq and is a predicted model, not a curated record.
AAGAUAUAGUUUGAGAAUAAAAAAAUCGCAUUAUAAUUCCAACAAUGGCGAAGAAAGUGUGCAUUUUAUUACUGACAUUAAGUGUUUUCUGCCAAAGUGGAUUCGCAUCUAACAAUGGCGAAUGUAUAAUCAACGGCAUCUCAGAAGACGACUACGACUCCUACAUUAUAGAGCUGAACACCACACAGGUUGACACUACAAUAAAAACCUUUGAAUUUUCAGGCAACUUAACUGUCGUAUCUGUUGGAAAUGAGAACUUUUCGGCGAAAACUAAUAAGAACGUCCUAUCAAUAUCAACGACUCAAGCAUUCGAGGAUUACGACUCAUCAACCACGACAUCAAGACAAAUCGUCGUCUUCAAGUUCCAGUGUGAUGCCUCCAAACCUCUUACAAAUUGGUACAUUAAGUUUGUCAUCACGAGGGUGCAAAGCAAAGCACCGGUUUUCCGGGAGACAAGCUACGAGUACAAAGUCCCAAUGCCUCUUUAUCCCAACUUAGAUUUAAGUCUCUUUGGACCCGAUAAUGCUGUAGCUGUAACAUCCACCAGCAGCCACGUAGCUUUCUUGGUGAAUCCCAGCGAUUUUGAAGUGGAGACGGUGAAAAGUGGAGGCGAAUUUAGGGCCGUAAUGAAGUCUAGCAAACCCUUAAGACUUAACCAGGAUACAGAAUAUACUAUAACUGCUAUUAAUGACGUCCAAAAUGGUUUGAACUCCACAGUUAAAAUGUUGAUAAAGAUUGAUGCAAUUGCCAGCUUGCCUGUGACACCUAAGCUAUCUAAUCCCACUUUUGUUUAUACAUAUUCUGUUGUUAACAAUUUGCCAGUAUUAACCAACGAAAUUGGUGGUGAAAUAUCAUUUUCUGAUGUUGGUGAUGAUGUAACGAUUACUUUGGAAGGCGAUUUUAAUUACAAAUUUAACGUAGCCGUAAAUGAAACCAGUCAAACUGCUACUAUUGGAUUUGUGAACAAUCAACCUCUUCCAGAUGAUCUAACUACAAAGUCUGCUUUGGUUUAUCAAUUGGUUGUAACAGCUGACGAAAAAGCAGUCUCUACCGUUGUCAUAUACUUACCUAAAUCUUGUUAAAUUGUUUAUUUAACAAGAUUUAGGUGUAUCCAAAAUAUUAUUUAAAAAUAUAAAUGG